Molecule: messenger RNA, 1818 nt
Organism: Athalia rosae (coleseed sawfly)
Lineage: Eukaryota; Metazoa; Arthropoda; Insecta; Hymenoptera; Athaliidae
Gene: Idh
Product: isocitrate dehydrogenase [NADP] cytoplasmic
Exons: 2
Coding region: 140-1570 (476 amino acids)
Biological process (GO): isocitrate metabolic process
Cellular component (GO): mitochondrion; peroxisome; cytosol
Molecular function (GO): isocitrate dehydrogenase (NADP+) activity; NAD binding; magnesium ion binding
Source: RefSeq, a predicted model, not a curated record
GAACAAUGCAGCAGGGAUAACGGUAUCGUGUGCUCUGCCGUACGACAAGCUUUUUUUAAAAGUUUGUCCCCGGUUUGCCAACUCUACCUAUCGUUUAAACCAAAGUUUAAACAUAAUAACAAUAACCGGCGCUAUCGCCAUGUUACGAUCCCUGCCUCGCCUGUCUCUCCCAUUUACGAGUGCCGGCAUCGGUGGCGAACGAUUAGUUUGCAAUAGUACGUCGACCGUCGCCCUUCUCGGACGUUGCUCUUCACCUGGUGAUACCUCAGGCUAUCGACAAGCCCAACGGGAUUUUGCCUUAUUACAACACUCCAGAAGCUUCGCCUUCACUUCAAUAGCAAUGAGUAAAAUCAAGGCUGGACCCGUCGUUGACAUCCUUGGAGAUGAGAUGACGCGGAUAAUUUGGGAUUCUAUUAAAGAAAAACUGAUCCUACCAUUCCUCGACAUCGAACUACAUAUCUAUGAUCUUGGAAUGGAAAACCGGGAUGCGACUAACGACCAGGUGACUGUGGACUGCGCAGAGGCCGUAAAACGGUAUAAUGUGGGUAUAAAAUGUGCAACGAUAACCCCUGAUGAGUUGAGAGUGAAAGAGUUCAACCUCAAAGAGAUGUGGAAAAGCCCCAACGGAACAAUCCGGAACAUUCUGGGUGGUACGGUCUUCAGAGAGGCCAUAAUCUGCAAAAACAUUCCUCGAUUAGUCACUGGUUGGAAUUUGCCCAUCAUAAUUGGGCGUCACGCUCAUGCUGACCAGUACAAAGCUACUGACUUUGUAGUCCCAGGAGCCGGUAAACUGGAAAUUACUUGGACCGGAGAAUCGGGUGACAAAAUUCAGCACACCGUCUAUCAGUUCAAGGGAGCAGGCAUAGCUCAAGCCCAAUUCAACACCGAUGAGAGCAUUCAGGCUUUUGCUCACAGUUCUUUCCAGUAUGCUCUUUCUAGGGCUUACCCUCUGUACUUGUCGACCAAGAACACAAUUCUCAAGAAAUACGAUGGAAGAUUCAAGGAUAUAUUCCAGGCCAUCUAUGAGGCGGAAUACAAGUCUCAGUUUGAGGCAAAAAAUAUCUGGUAUGAACAUCGUCUCAUCGACGACAUGGUAGCAUACGCCAUGAAAUCAGAGGGUGGGUUUGUCUGGGCAUGUAAAAACUAUGACGGAGAUGUGCAGUCUGAUUCCGUUGCUCAAGGGUACGGAUCUCUGGGGCUCAUGACCUCUGUGCUCCUCUGUCCCGAUGGUAGAACUGUAGAAGCAGAGGCUGCGCACGGAACUGUAACUCGUCAUUAUCGUCAAUACCAGCAGGGUAAGGAAACAUCGACGAAUCCGAUAGCCUCGAUCUUUGCUUGGACCAGAGGUUUGUUGCAUCGGGCUAAGCUUGACAACAACGAAGAGCUUAGAAGGUUUGCAGAGACCCUAGAAAAAGUGUGCGUUGAUACUAUCGAGGCUGGAAGUAUGACCAAGGAUCUUGCGAUCUGUAUCAAGGGUAUGAAUAAUGUUCAACGUUCAGAUUAUAUGGAAACCUUUGAAUUCAUGGAUAAGUUAGCUGAGAACUUGAGAAGAGCCCUCGCUGCGGCGUGACUGGAAAAACAAAGACUUGCCAAUGCAAAGAAAUCCAAGCUCUGAGGAUUUCAUUUCUGUAUUACCAAGUAUAAUUACCCGACUGCCUAAGGUCGGUGACUCGAGGGGUCACGGGUUAUGGAAUAUAUGGUCUUUCUAUUUUGAUUAUCAAGCAUUUGAUACCACUAUCAAAGUCUUUUUUAAUUACAAAUAAUAAACUAUGUUAUUCGUGAUAACAUCUGUUAUUAAAAAAUGUAUCUUUCAUGAAA